AUGUUAGUAAAUUUAAAUAUUAGAGACUCUUGAAUUAAUUACUUGAAAAUUUAAUAAGUUUUGGUGUUGAUUUUGUUAAUCAGAGUUUUCUGUAGGUGAUAUUGUGUUACUUCAAUAUUAAAUAUAAAUCCAUAAAAACCUUAAAGAUAAAAUAGCAUUUUUCAUACAUAUAAUUUAAAUAUAAACAAUAAGCUUAAUUUGUUUGGGAGUGCUUGGCCAGCCUAAGGGAAGGGGAAGGAAAGGGAUUUUAAGGGAAUUUGAAGGUAGGGAUCAUAAGUAGCCUAAGGAAUUUGCAGGGUUAUGGGCAUAUGAGUUCAACAAAUUAAAUACCAUCAACGGCAGGCUAAAUUGGCUCAGAGUGCAGUAUGUAGAUUAAGACAGUCCUCUAGUAACUUUUAUAGCUUAAGCUACAGAUAGAUAAUUGGAUUCAAAAGAUUCUUUUGCAUUUGGAGGCCCAUUUCAACACUAAGAAAUUGACCAAGAAAGCAGUUGGGAGGAAAUAACCACCUAAGUCAGGCAAUGCCAUUCCAAAAGAUCUGUCUCUCUAUUUUUCAUCCAAAUCAGAAAUCAUAGUGAUCAGUUAAUCAGUUGUAUUAAUUUGA
This is a messenger RNA of Paramecium primaurelia, 602 nucleotides long. NCBI's taxonomy places the organism in Eukaryota, Ciliophora, Oligohymenophorea, Peniculida, Parameciidae. The record is from the annotation of a GenBank genome assembly.